Carassius carassius (crucian carp) is the source of this 1354-nucleotide messenger RNA. Its product is annotated as geranylgeranyl pyrophosphate synthase-like. Lineage: Eukaryota; Metazoa; Chordata; Actinopteri; Cypriniformes; Cyprinidae. The record is from RefSeq and is a predicted model, not a curated record. Gene Ontology annotation, biological process: isoprenoid biosynthetic process. The coding region runs from base 346 to 1314 and encodes 322 amino acids. Gene Ontology annotation, molecular function: prenyltransferase activity. The transcript has 4 exons.
AUGGCGUAUUUAAGCGCGAGCAGCAGGGAUGAGUGAGCUUCCUGUCAAACCCAGACGAGACAGAUCAACUGAAAGCUCUCUGGCGCGUCAUAAAAUUCUUUUCUAAAUCCAUAUAACGGGAUAUUAUAGUAAUAAAGAGGAUAAGGUACCGUUUUUAUCGCGUUUUUAGGGAGCUGUGAAUCGAAGUGGAGUUAAAUUGUCGUCUUUGGCUAACUGGCUAAUGAUAGCGAGCUGGCUGUCAUAAGAAAAACAAAAAAUUGAAAGCGGAAGCGUUACGUGCUGGAUUACCAAAGCGGAAGUGCAGAUUUUCGAUCUGAAAGCAGGUUUCUUUGUAGAAACGGAGGGAUGGAUGGAGACGAAAGAGCAACUUCUGAAAGGAUUCUUCUGGAACCGUACAAGUACUUGUUACAGCUGCCAGGAAAACAAGUCCGAACUAAACUCUCGCAAGCGUUCAACCACUGGCUCAACGUCCCAGAGGACAAGCUUCAGGUGAUCAUCGAGGUGACGGAGAUGCUGCACAACGCCAGUCUGCUGAUCGAUGACAUUGAAGACAGCUCUAAUCUGCGGCGUGGUUUCCCGGUGGCCCACAGCAUCUACGGCGUGCCGUCGGUCAUCAACUCCGCCAACUACGUGUACUUCCUGGGUCUGGAGAAGGUGCUGACGCUGGAGCACCCCGAGGCCGUGCACGUCUUCACCCGUCAGCUGCUGGAGCUGCACCGCGGUCAGGGACUGGACAUCCACUGGAGAGACACCUACACCUGCCCCAGCGAGGAGGAGUACCGUGGCAUGGUGCUGCAGAAGACCGGCGGCCUCUUCGGCCUCGCCGUGGGCCUCAUGCAGCUCUUCUCCCACUGGAAACCAGAUCUAAAGCCGCUUCUGGACACCCUGGGGCUCCUCUUCCAGAUCCGGGACGACUACGCCAACCUGAACUCGACGGAGUACAGCGAAAACAAGAGCUUCUGCGAGGAUCUGACGGAGGGCAAGUUCUCCUUCCCCACUAUACACGCCAUCUGGUCGCGUCCCGAGAGCACGCAGGUGCAGAACAUCCUCCGGCAGCGCACGGAGAACGUGGAUAUCAAGCGCUACUGCGUGGAUUAUCUGGAGAAGGUGGGCUCGUUCGCUUACACCCGUCAGACGCUGCUGGAUCUGGAAGCUGAAGCCUAUCGCUUGAUCGCAGAGCUCGGAGGGAAUCCAGAGCUAGAGGCUCUGCUGCAGCAUCUGAGUCGCAUUUAUAAAGAACCUGGGGGCGGAGCUUCAGCCGGCCAAUCGAGAGAGCCCGGGGGCGGAGCUUCAACCAGCCAAUCAAAACACUGACUUCCCCCUGUGAAUAAACUGUACUCUUAUUUUGACUCCA